ACCACGGUUAAUGGAGGUCGUGUAGGUGAACAGCAGAGUCUCAGUCGGUUAAACAGAGGACGAGUUCCACACAACGCUCAGAGAGAAGCGAACUGCACCGACCUGGAGUCAGGUGUAAGAGGGAGAUUAAAGAUACCAGCUAGCCGGUGCUAGCUAACACAGGGGCUAGGCUUAACUGUCAGGUGCUCCAGGAAGUGAACGGUGUCUUAAAACAAGGUUAUCAAAGAGCUCAUCUUCAUUCAGACCACGGUCACAGCAUCUCCCUCAGCCGAGAAGAGACGCUGACGAGCGGGGAUGGACUUCCUGGCAGGAUGCGUCGGAGGUGCUGCUGGAGUCUUGGUUGGACACCCAUUCGACACAGUUAAGGUGAGACUGCAGGUCCAGAGUAUUGAUAGGCCACUGUACCGCGGGACCUACCACUGUUUCCAGUCCAUUAUCCGGCAGGAGUCGCUGUUGGGAUUGUACAAAGGCAUUGGCUCCCCCAUGAUGGGCCUGACGUUCAUCAACGCUAUAGUGUUUGGUGUUCAGGGAAACACCAUGCGUCGCCUGGGACACGACACCCCGAUGAACCAGUUCCUUGCUGGUGCAGCGGCAGGUGCCAUCCAGAGCGUCAUCUGCUGCCCCAUGGAGCUGGCUAAGACACGCAUGCAAAUGCAGGGAACCGGAGAGAAGAAACCAUCCAGGAAGUUGUACAAGAACUCCCUGGACUGCUUGGUACGCAUCUACAAGCGUGAGGGUUUCAGGGGGGUGAACAGAGGCAUGGUGACCACGCUCGUCCGAGAAACACCCGGCUUCGGAGUGUAUUUCCUGGCCUACGAUGUGCUGACGCGUCGCCUCGGCUGUGAGCCCAACGACCGCUUCAUGAUCCCCAAGCUGCUGUUUUGCGGGGGCAUGGCUGGCAUCGCCUCCUGGCUCUCCACUUAUCCCGUGGAUGUGAUCAAGUCGCGGCUCCAGGCCGAUGGGGUGGGUGGAGUAAACCAGUACAGCGGCAUCGCUGACUGUGUGCGACAGAGUGUGAGGAGAGAGGGCUACAUGGUGUUCACGCGGGGCCUCACCUCCACGCUGCUGAGAGCCUUCCCUGUGAACGCGGCCACCUUUGCUACGGUCACCCUCAUUCUCAUGUACGCUCGGGGGGAGGAAGCACGACCACAGGACUGUGAGCUAGCUCAGCCAAGCCACCACGGACAGAUACAGCCGCAGGCCCAACCCACCAGCCUGUGAGCGCACACAGAUCCUCAACCUGGGCACUUUACAGGAGCAUGGAAAGACAAAACGAUACCUUUGCCAGCCAUUCAUUCCCACAAGUCAUUUAUAUAAAACGCUUGUUUUUACUCCAUGACACAAAGGAAACAAAGGAAAUAAACAUAUUUAUUUUUAGGUAUAAUUUAAGUUUAGGUUUGCCAAGGAAAUUGCAAACUUGUAAAGGGGACGGUGUUGCCUCUAUUAACAUGAGGAUAAUUGAGAUAUGUAACAUGAGAUUUGUAAAAAGCUUUCAACAGCAGCUGCUCUUUCCACUGACUUUGACUUGUUACUGGCUGGGUAGUGUGUACAGUGUAGACACUGGCAGUCUAUAUCUUGAUUGAAUAUAUAUUCUAAUGAGCAGUGUUUAACUGCACCUGUAUAUAAUGCUGAUUUGAAUUUGUUUCUUUUUUUUUUAAAUAUAAACUGGAAACAAAUUUUCCUGCCUUAUAAUAUCAAAACUUUUAUUUUGUGCAAAGGCGCAGAAGCACCUGUUUGCAUCAGAGCUUUUUCCUCUCAAGAGCCGAGCAAGAAAGAUGGAAUGUAGCAUGCGACGUGAGGAGCAGACCUCACCGCUUCUGUCGGCUUUCAAACCAAAAAGCAAUACUGCAGCUAACGCACUGUAAGUCCGCACAGCACAUGAAUGCCCCUUGUGGACAAAGAUCAACUGGUCUGAAGGGCUGUUCAAGGGCAAAGUGUCUGCGUGGGAAUCAGACCUGUGGGUGGCGGUACGUUUGUGUCUCGUUUGGCAUGUUGUGUUAUUUUUCUCCAAAUAAUGUGAGGUUUUAUCUUUGUAACUUAACUGCUGUAUUAAAGACCUAUUCCAGAAGUAGAACAUGACGCGUCACGUGGCACCGCACUUCACAUUAUUUUUUUAUUUUACUUGUUUGUUGUAAAUCUUACAACGAAAAAAGAGCUUUGAGUAUGUUUUAAAGCAGCACGUGAUGCGUUUUUUCAAGGUCAUGCUAGGAGUUUUGUUGUUUUGAAUUAUUUAAAAGGUUUAAGGGGCUAACAAAUGUUCCAGUAUUUAUUAUGACCCUCAUUUAUUUAACUCGUGGGGCUUAGGGCUGGGGUUAAAGUUACUGUGUCAUUUCGGUUUAUUAUUAACCCCAGCAUGAGAACAUCUAUAUCUCUCAAAUGGUGCAGGAAACAUUUUUAAUUAUCGUUAUUUAUCUGAGACAAAAUGCCUAAAUUACAGUUUGUGUCCCUGUGGAAGAUUAUUAUUUUAAUUGACAUGAUUACUUUGUGUACCAAUCAUUGAUAUACUGUAUGAAACCUGUCUUGAUUGGGGCUUUAAUGAGAGUAUUUAUUUGUUGAAGUUACAAUAUUAGCUAUAUACAGCUAUUAUUUAUGAGUGGGAAUUGUCUGCUUUCUGCAUGUGCGUGGUCAGUACCUGAUCUGUAUUUUUCCGCCUGAAUGUUUCCUGUUGUAAAGCAAUCAAGAGUCAUAGGUAAUUUCCCAUCAGGGCAGUGAAUCAUCAGCUUAUCUGAUAACCUGCUCCCUCGGAAGUUGCAAAAAUGGAGUAUACGACUUGACAGAUCAGGAAGUCACACCAGCCUUCAGUGUGUGGAAUGUAAAGCCGGUUUUACCUCCGUGGUGCUCUGAAUGAAACUCCAUGCAGUCGGAGGAGAAAGCGUUUUCUAUGAAUCCCGUCGUUUGAAUUUAAACAUUACUGGAUUGAAUUGUUCAGUGCUGCUCAGACACAUGAAAUACUCCGUGGGAUGAGGGUGGAGAAAAAUGCAAAGGGAUGUUGUUUAAGUAAAAGUCGAUUGUCAUUAUUUCCACCUCAUGAAAAGUGACUGUCAGACGGGGUUUGAAUAUCCAUUUCUGUAAAUGCAAUUCAACGGCUAAUAUGAAAUCCAGCUCAUGUGAAAGAUGCAAUAUGUACAGGAUGUAACUGUAAUCAUGUGAGAUUGUUUUGAAGUGACUGGUAAUGUAAAUAUAUAUAUAUAUAAAUAUAUAUAUAUAUAUAUAGACAUAUAUAACAUAUUUUUUUUAAAUUAGUUGUGUGGUCCCUGGAUGUCUGAGUUUGAACAGGUUUUUCAAGUCUCUAUUUGAUCAGUUUGAGUUUGCUGCUACGCUUAAGGCGUUUUGACAGAAGAGCUGCGACAUGAUAUUUUUGUAACAUAGAUAUAUACAUAACCUGCUUGUCUCGAUUUGUCACUGAGGAUCUGUACAAAUGGGUAAAUAAAAAGGAUUCUGCAGAU
Messenger RNA from Limanda limanda (common dab), 3446 nucleotides. RefSeq names its product mitochondrial basic amino acids transporter-like. Bases 295 to 1221 code for a protein of 308 amino acids. NCBI's taxonomy places the organism in Eukaryota, Metazoa, Chordata, Actinopteri, Pleuronectiformes, Pleuronectidae. Gene Ontology annotation, cellular component: mitochondrion. The transcript has 4 exons. The record is from RefSeq and is a predicted model, not a curated record. Gene Ontology annotation, biological process: mitochondrial L-ornithine transmembrane transport. Gene Ontology annotation, molecular function: high-affinity L-arginine transmembrane transporter activity.